CAAAAAAAAAAAAAAACGAAAAACGGUUUUUGUUUAUUGAAGUAAAUUGAGUGCCCGCUGUUUGUAUGUAAAAUAAAGAGUAGCUCUUCGUUGGCGGCCUACUUGCAAAUUGCACGUGCAUUACCUAGUUAUUUAUAACAUAUUUCCAAUUCAAGCAGUUCAGCAAGUAAAAGUGAAAUUUCUUCGAAUGACAGCAACAAAACAAUGCAAAGUGAAAGAGAAAAUGAAAUGCCAAUAAGCAGCGUUAAAGAGGGGAAAGGGAUAUACAAGCAAUAACUGUAAAUGUUCAAAUAUUUGGGCACAUUGCAAGCCCAAAAUGAGCGCCCCCACAACAACACUGGCACUGAGCACCGACUACAGCAGCAGCAGCAGCAACAAUAAUAAAUAUACAAAAAUUAACACAUUCAGAUAUGCAAACAACAUUAACAUGCACAUGCACAAAUACAAAAAAACCAUUAUGGAUGAUUCCAUGGUACACAUCGGCUCAGCCUCCACCUCCUGCUCAUCCCUGGCCUCGCCACAGCUGAUCAAGAGCAACAGCUACAGCGGCACAAGCACGCGUUACCCCCUCGAAGCUAACGGUAGCUGUUGUGACAUGGACGCCAGCGAGUGCAUCCCAGCAACAGCUGUCGACGGCGACAGCUGUGCAGAGAUUGCGAAUGAGGAGAGCAGCGAAUUGGAUGCGUUUCUUAUAAAUCCCGCCAGCAGCGCUAGCAAUCGACGCUAUCAGAGUCGCUCCUCCUGCUCCUCCUGCUUGCGUCGCAACUCCUGCUGGCUGCGCGCGCACGCCUUUAUCAUGCGCAACUGGUAUCUCAGCUAUUUGGUGCCCAUUGGGCUGCUGGGCAUUAUUGUCAUUGCCGGCUAUCUAACGCGCAACUAUGCCAAGGAGCUGCUCUUCUGGAUCGAGACACAGAAUCGCUGGCUAAUCUUUGUCAUCUUUAUGGCGCUCUUCACACUCGUCAGCUUCCCCAUUGUCGUCGGCUACCUUGUGCUGCUGAUAACUGCUGGUUACCUGUUCGGCUGCUGGAGAGGCUGGCUAACGGUAUUGCUCGGCGCCAACGUGGGCAUAGCCAUAGCCCAUGCGACCAUACGCAGCUGUCGGCAUCGGAUAGCCGUGCACAAACUGAUCAAAAAUGAGACUGGACGAGCUAUACUGCGCGUUAUAUCUGGACCCAAGGCGUUUCGGGUGGUGCUCUUCACGCGUCUAACGCCCAUACCAUUCGGAUUGCAGAAUGUCAUCUUUGGAAUCAGUUCGAUUAAAGCGCGGGACUAUCAUCUGGCCACAUUUCUGGGCCUGUUGCCUGCCCAAACGAUAAAUGUUUAUCUCGGCUCCACGCUGCGCUCCAUGCACGAGGUGCUCAAUGAUCACAAUACCAAACUGACGGGCUACAUUAGCUUCGUGAUCGAGGUAAUUUGUGGUCUCGCGCUCAUGUUUUGGGUGGUGCACAAGGCACGCAAGGAGCUGUCGGAAACGUUGCUCUCGUCGGAGUACAUCAAUGAUGGCAAACCCAUUGAUAUACAGGUCUAGCCAACGGAGAUCGGGCUCCU
Molecule: messenger RNA, 1548 nt
Organism: Drosophila novamexicana
Lineage: Eukaryota; Metazoa; Arthropoda; Insecta; Diptera; Drosophilidae
Product: transmembrane protein 64
Exons: 4
Coding region: 317-1528 (403 amino acids)
Source: RefSeq, a predicted model, not a curated record